Messenger RNA from Piliocolobus tephrosceles (Ugandan red Colobus), 914 nucleotides. RefSeq names its product succinate dehydrogenase [ubiquinone] flavoprotein subunit, mitochondrial. Gene Ontology annotation, cellular component: respiratory chain complex II (succinate dehydrogenase). Bases 420 to 854 code for a protein of 144 amino acids. Gene Ontology annotation, molecular function: flavin adenine dinucleotide binding; electron transfer activity; succinate dehydrogenase (quinone) activity. Gene Ontology annotation, biological process: mitochondrial electron transport, succinate to ubiquinone. The record is from RefSeq and is a predicted model, not a curated record. Lineage: Eukaryota; Metazoa; Chordata; Mammalia; Primates; Cercopithecidae. The transcript is spliced from 5 exons.
AGCUGAGCUCCCUGGAUGCACAGGGGCACCUGGGAACAUAAGAAGGGGAACAGUUUGCAAGGGGAAGUUUAAAUUACUGUCCCCCAUAGCAUCUGUUCCUUCAGGACACUAACCCUCUGCAUCUGUGUCUUCUGUGUCACCAGUGGCCAACAGUGUUGCAAACAGGAACCCGAGGUUUUCACUUCACUGUUGAUGGGAACAAGAGGGCAUCUGCUAAAGUUUCAGAUUCCAUUUCUGCUCAGUAUCCAGUAGUGGAUCAUGAAUUUGAUGCAGUGGUGGUAGGCGCUGGAGGGGCAGGCUUGCGAGCUGCAUUUGGCCUUUCCGAGGCAGGGUUUAAUACAGCAUGUGUUACAAAGCUGUUUCCUACCAGGUCACACACUGUUGCAGCGCAGGGAGGAAUCAACGCUGCUCUGGGGAACAUGGAGGAGGACAACUGGAGGUGGCAUUUCUACGACACCGUGAAGGGCUCCGACUGGCUGGGGGACCAGGAUGCCAUCCACUACAUGACAGAGCAGGCUCCCGCCGCCGUGGUCGAGCUGGAAAAUUACGGCAUGCCGUUUAGCAGAACUGAAGAUGGGAAGAUUUAUCAGCGUGCAUUUGGCGGACAGAGCCUCAAGUUUGGAAAGGGCGGGCAGGCCCAUCGGUGCUGCUGUGUGGCUGAUCGGACCGGCCACUCACUAUUGCACACCUUAUAUGGAAGGUCUCUGCGAUAUGAUACUAGCUAUUUUGUGGAGUAUUUUGCCUUGGAUCUCCUGAUGGAGAACGGGGAGUGCCGUGGUGUCAUCGCACUGUGCAUAGAGGACGGGUCCAUCCAUCGCAUAAGAGCAAAGAACACUGUUGUUGCCACAGGGUAGGACUCUAAUUUCUACUUAUUUCAUUUAUAAAAAUGAAUAACUUUCAUUUAGAGUUUCUUU